AUAUAUAAAGGGUUCAUGUACCUUACACGAUGAAGCACAUGCAAGUUUUGUUUUCAUUUGAUAGUUACGUGCAGUAAGGGUAUCUCCCUUUUAAAGAUAUGAAAAUUACUUUGUGAUAUGGCAAUCAAACAAACCUAGUGCCUUCAGCUACUUGGGUUUAGUAUGUAUCUAUUUAUUUUCUUUUCUGAUAUUAGUUAGCUAGUGAGUUGAGUUACACAUAUAUGACACGCUUAAUAUUUCGGUCAGCGGAACCAAUGAAGAAAAACAGGUCACUGCCUGCAGGAAUGUCCUCAGGUAUAUUGGACAUUGAAAAUAGCAAAAAGAGUUUGAUACAGAAUCAGAUUCUUGUAGAAUGAGGUUCUCUUCUUCCCCACACAGGAAAAGAAAUAACUUUUAUGGAGUUGACUCUGAGAAAUGUUUGUUUAUUCAUUUUUAUCCAGAAAACAACAAGAGUUAGAGCCUCGUUGGGUGCAUUCUGACUCACACUCCUAUAUUUUAAACAUGGAUCUGAAUUCUGAAGGUCUGCUCGAUAGAGCAAGAUUCCUAGACUUCUGAUGGAGCGAACAGCGACUAUAUGUUCACCUUCCCUUUUAUCUCUAACUCUGCUAUGUAGUGAAUGAUCAGCUUUGGCACAUGCAAAUUUCCAAAAUUUCUUAUAGUGAAUGAUCUUUGGUAAAAAAUCUCAUGUUGAUACCAUAGUCACUCUGCUCUUAAAUAAGAUAGCAGAAGCAUAUGUUUGUGGAUGUUCUAUUUUAGUCAUAAAGCUCUUAGAGCAUCUGUCUAAAGUGCGUUUGACUUUCAUGAGACCUAUGCCCUGUUUAAUAAUAUUUGCAAGGAUAAUUCCUUACUUUAAGUUGAAAGAAAAGAUCUGAUUCCUCACCACUAUUUCAUGGGGUAUUUAUUUCUUUUAUUGGCAACUUUCUCCUCUUGUCUCUCCUGUCUAAUCGUAGAAUCAUGUAUAUAUAUAGACUUCACAACAGAAACAGUUCUAAUAAGACUUGCAACAUCCAAUAGUAUCAUUUUAGUCCGUAGAUAUCAAUGAGGCUUGAUUUAUCUUCCAAGCUUCGGCAAGUUCUUGGCCUCGCCAAGGAUCAUGCAUCUAUUGGCAGAGCUAUUGUACAAAACUACAAUGAAAAAGCGUUUUUUGACAUUGAAGUGGCAGUGGUUCGAGCCACUAGCCAUGAUGAUUGUCCUGUUGAUGACAAAACCAUGCACGAGAUACUCUUUCUUGUCUCUAACACCCCGGGCUCCAUUCCUUUUCUUGCUGAGCAGGUCUCACGCCGUCUAGCUAAGACAAGAGAUUGCUUAGUCGCCGGUAAAACUCUGUUACUUUUCCACCGUCUCUUGCGUGGUAGCAGUCGAAGUAUCGAGCAGCAAUUGCAUAUUGCACACACCUCAGGUCAUCUCCAAAUAGGUUGCUGCUGGUUCAUGAUGAGCUCAGAUCCUCCAUCCUUCGUUUUUCUGCAGAACUAUGUAGCUUAUCUCCAAGAAAGAGUUGGAUGGAUCAUCAACCAAGCUGGUAAGCUCGAACCUGUUAUGUCUGGUGGUACAAAAUUUAGCCGAUACAAAGAGAAGUCCAUGGACCUGGUGUUCCACAUCUUACCGAAGUGCCAGGAGUUCAUUGCACAGGCGUUGAAGUGUUCACCGGUUUCUUAUGCCUGGCCUAUAGAUAACCUGGUUCAAGCAGCUAUAGGCAACAUCUUGAAAGAGAGUUUCCAAGUCUACAUGACGUAUUCCGAUGGGAUAGCCGCACUGGUUAACAUGCUCUUUGAUCUUUCAAGACCCGCAAGAGAUUUAGCUUGCGGAAUGUUGAAGAAAGCUUCUCAGCAGAUUCAAGAUCUCCGCGUACUAUAUGAAAAGUGUAGAGGAUUCCCCGGUAUGAAAAGCUUGGAUUACCCAUCUGUGCAAGCCAUUACAAUGGAUCAUAUCGUAGCACUAGAGGAAUGCUCAAGCUAUGGAGGCAAAAGAAAUUUCUCUGUCUCCACCAACCUAAGUGAUCCAGUCACUUGCGAUGAACGAAAACAAGAAAACCAUUGCGCCGAUUUUUCAUCAACCAGUCUUUUCUUAUUUCCAGCGGAGACCAAAAUCAGUAUGGUUUGGGUUGUUUUUGACAAUGAAGAUGGUGAAGAAACAUACAAGCAAAAAGAGCAAGCUUCAACAGGGAGUACAAGAAAGUUGCAGAAGUCAGAGUAAUGUAUAGUUUGAACUUUGGAGUCUUUUGGACCACGCAAUGCAGAAUAAGACAAUGUAAAGAAUAGGCAAUGAAGCAUACCUAAAAACUCCAAAAAUGGAGCAUGCUUCCCAUCAUGGGCCUAUAUUGGGUCUUUUACAAAAUACUAAUUAUAUGCAUUAAGGACUUCACUAUAUAUACUGACAGAAGUGUCUGGAACAUUACGGAAGA
Messenger RNA from Camelina sativa (false flax), 2401 nucleotides. The record is from RefSeq and is a predicted model, not a curated record. NCBI's taxonomy places the organism in Eukaryota, Viridiplantae, Streptophyta, Magnoliopsida, Brassicales, Brassicaceae.